CUCAGCUGCACGCUCUCGCAAACGUGAAAUCUCUCCGCGAGGCGAGCGACCGGCUCGGGCCCCUGGUGGGCGGGCGGCGCAGCCGACGUGCAAGAUCUGGACCUGACCACCGAGGGUUCGAGUCUCGCACCACUCUGUUGCCGAGCCGUGGCAGCGAGGGGGCUAGGGGUGUGUUGGCCGAAGCGAUCGCUCUUGCCGCAUCGCACCCUCUUUCAGAGCCCCUCCCUUGUGCCAGGCCCAGGACGAAGUGGCGAGAUAGAUACCUGCCGAGGUGUUCGAUACCAGCCUGCAGACGGACCGGACGAUGAGUGAUAAUUUCGACGACGAAGUAAAGGAAAGGGAGAUCUCGAGCCAGGGUCCAGUGGAAGGCUGUGAACAGGACAGUAAAAGUGCCCUGGGCAGCCCUGCAUUCCCGGCCCCCCAGGAAGAGAAGGAAGAGGAAGCGGGGUCUGGGGCAGCUGCAGAGUUGGGGCCUCAGCCUGGUCUCUACAGCUACAUCAGAGAAGACCUGUUCACGUCAGAGAUCUUCAAAUUAGAAUUGCAGAACGUGCCCCGCCAUGCCAGCUUCAGUGAUGUCCGCCGCUUUCUUAGCCGCUUUGGCCUGCAGCCCCAUAAGACCAAGCUCUUUGGUCAACCCCCCUGUGCUUUUGUGACAUUCCGCAAUGCUGCUGAAAGGGACAAAGCCCUUCGGGUGCUACACGGUGCCCUCUGGAAGGGCCGGCCGCUCAGUGUGCGCUUGGCUAGACCCAAAGCUGACCCAAUGGCCAAGAAAAGGCGGCUUGAGGAUGAGGGUGAGCCGCCAGCCACAUGCAUUGCUGAUGUAGUAACCCCUCUUUGGACUGUGCCCUACCCCGAGCAACUUGAGCGGAAGCGACUGGAGUGUGAGCAGGUGUUGCAGAAGCUUGCCAAGGAAAUUGGAAACACUAACCGUGCCCUGUUGCCUUGGCUGCUCUCGCAGAGACACAAGCACAACAAGGCCUGCUGCCCCCUGGAAGGGGUCAGACCAUCACCCCAGCAGACCGAGUAUCGUAAUAAGUGUGAGUUUCUGGUUGGUGUUGGCGUGGAUGGGGAAGACAACACUGUUGGCUGCCGGCUCGGCAAGUACAAGGGUGGGACAUGUGCUGUGGCACCCCCUUUUGACACCAUGCACAUCCCCAAGACCACCAAGUGUGUGGUGAAGGCGUUCCAGGAAUUCAUCCGGUCCAGUCCAUACUCUGCUUAUGACCCAGAGACAUACUCAGGCCACUGGAAGCAGCUGACUGUGCGUACCAGCCGCCGAGGGCAAGCCAUGGCUAUUGCCUACUUCCACCCCCAGAAACUGAGCUCUGAGGAAUUGGCACAGCUGAAAGCUUCCUUAGUACAAUACUUUGUGACAGGGCCAGGCAAGGCCAGUGGGGUGACCUGCCUCUAUUUUGUGAAGGAGGGACAGCGAAAGACUCCCAGCCAGGAAGGCCUGCCCCUCGAGCACAUCGCUGGGGACCGAUACAUCCACGAGGACCUGCUGGGGUUAACCUUCCAGAUCUCCCCUCAUGCCUUCUUCCAGGUGAACACUCUGGCAGCUGAGGUACUGUACACAGUCAUCCAGGACUGGGCCCAGCUGGACACAGAGAGCACGGUACUGGACGUGUGUUGUGGCACUGGCACCAUUGGCCUGGCUCUAGCUCCGAAGGUGAAGAGUGUCGUGGGGAUUGAGCUGUGCCAGGAAGCUGUGGAGGAUGCCCGGGUCAAUGCCCACAACAAUGAACUGAGUAAUGUGGAGUUCCACUGCGGGCGGGCAGAGGAGCUGGUGCCUGCCCUGGUGAGCAGACUGGCCUCCCAGCAGCUUGUAGCCAUCCUGGACCCUCCCCGUGCUGGUCUGCAUUCCAAAGUGAUCCUAGCCAUCCGCAGAGCUGAGAACCUCAAGCGGCUGCUCUAUGUAUCCUGUAAUCCCCGGGCAGCCAUGAGCAACUUCGUGGACCUCUGCAGGGCUCCUUCAAACCGGGUGAAAGGCACCCCUUUCAGGCCAGUCAAGGCUGUGGCCGUGGACCUGUUCCCACAGACCCCACAUUGCGAGAUGCUCAUCUUGUUCGAAAGGGCAGAACACCCCAAUGGUGUUCUGGUAACUCCAGUCGAACCCCCAAAAGGACCUCAAGAUAGCAUCCUGCAAGAAACUGCAACCUCUACCUCUUCCUGCCCCCAAAAGCAGGAAGAGCAUUAAAGCAAAGCCAGAUUGUCAUUACAGGGACAGGCCAAGGGAUUACUUAAGUCCUACAUAUGGCUCCCAGAAUGCUCAGAGGACUUGAGACCUGUCCAGAGCCAGCCAUCCAUAUGGGCUCCUGGAGCCCGCCACCCUCCCAAUCUGCCCAAGUGUUUUGGACAGGAGCUGGGCCAAGUGGGCCAGAAUAAACAAAUCAUUGAACUAC
Messenger RNA from Condylura cristata (star-nosed mole), 2402 nucleotides. It is a transcript of the gene TRMT2A, whose product is annotated as tRNA methyltransferase 2 homolog A (S. cerevisiae). Gene Ontology annotation, biological process: RNA processing. NCBI's taxonomy places the organism in Eukaryota, Metazoa, Chordata, Mammalia, Eulipotyphla, Talpidae. Bases 305 to 2197 code for a protein of 630 amino acids. Gene Ontology annotation, molecular function: RNA methyltransferase activity; RNA binding. The transcript is spliced from 12 exons. The record is from RefSeq and is a predicted model, not a curated record.